Cicer arietinum (chickpea) is the source of this 879-nucleotide messenger RNA. Its product is annotated as protein ABA DEFICIENT 4, chloroplastic-like. NCBI's taxonomy places the organism in Eukaryota, Viridiplantae, Streptophyta, Magnoliopsida, Fabales, Fabaceae. The record is from RefSeq and is a predicted model, not a curated record.
UCAUUUCACAAUUCCACAAAUAAUUUUAGUCAACUUUUUAAGUUGUUUAUUAUCUUCCUCUUUUCCGUACAACUCCAAAACUGUGUUAGUGAGCAUUCAUUCAUCAAUUACCCAUUUUUCUCCUCUUUCUCUCUUCACUACCAAAUUGGGUCACUCUUUUUUAUUCAACUUCUAUUAUAUUAUAUAUAUGAAGAACUGGCCAUUGUUGCUGAAUCAGUUAUGUCUUUCUCUUCUUGUUAUUCCCAUUCACUAUUAGCAUUUAAUAAGGAUAUAAAACACUGUAGGACAGUUGGGCAAGUGAAGCUGAAUUUUCCUUUCUCUAUCAGGAAUAAUGGUGUUGAGCUUUGUACUCAACGCAUUUCGAGAAGUAGAGUCGGCAUAAGUGGAGAUUGGAGUUUCAUAGGAGGGUCCAGAAUUGUUGUGAAACCAAAAGCUACAACAUCGGUUUGCUAUCCAAAAAGAAGUCAAACACAUGCUUCAUGGUUCAUAGUACCUCAACUUGCUACCACUGCAUUUACAUGGGGAACAGUAGCAGUGCUCCCAUUUUACGCACUCAUGGUUCUAGCCCCGAAAUCCGAGCUAACUAAAAAGUCUAUGGGAAGUUCUUUACCGUAUGUAGUCCUGGGCAUUCUAUACGCUUAUUUAUUAUGCCUGUCUUGGACGCCUGAAACGGUUCGAUUGAUUUUCGCAAGUAAAUACUUACUACCUGAGCUUACUAGCAUAGGUAAAAUGUUCUCUAGUGAGUUGACUUUAGCCUCUGCUUGGAUUCACCUUUUGGUUGUGGAUCUUUUUGCUGCAAGGCAUAUUUUCCACGACGGACUGGAGAAUCAGAUCGAAACUCGCAAACUCAACAUCUUUAAAUUUUUGAAAAGCAAAUAG